Amphimedon queenslandica is the source of this 1261-nucleotide messenger RNA. RefSeq lists its product as uncharacterized. The record is from RefSeq and is a predicted model, not a curated record. Gene Ontology annotation, biological process: protein ubiquitination. NCBI's taxonomy places the organism in Eukaryota, Metazoa, Porifera, Demospongiae, Haplosclerida, Niphatidae. The transcript has a single exon. Gene Ontology annotation, molecular function: protein binding; zinc ion binding; ubiquitin-protein transferase activity. Bases 23 to 1150 code for a protein of 375 amino acids.
UUGCGCUAGGCCUAUUAAGAAGAUGGCCACUUGGUCCGUGAUAGUUGUUGGCAUUGAAGAAGGCCAUUACCUUGUUAAAGUUGCUGAUGACGAAGCUGCUUUCAGGAAAACCACUAUUAAGCAACUAAAGAAGAAAAUAUCCGAUUCAAAAGCAGGCCUAGUAGCUCCAGAAUACAUGCGUCUUCUUUUUGCUGGUAAACAGCUCGAAGAUGAAGACUCUUCCACUAACGAAGAGAAGACAUUAGAAGAUUAUAACAUUCAAAAGCGAUCAGCUAUUACUGUUGUUAUGAGAGUGCACGGAGGGAGUGACGGGUCCUUGUCAAGCAUCAACAGAGUACCAGUGCCACCUCUAACUGAGGAUAAAGAAUAUCCGAGUGACUUCGCUUUGAAGUUUACUGAUGAUCCUGAUUGCCUUGAUCCUUUACCUGAUCCCAAUGCUCCAAAAAGAGUAAAAAUGAAAUGUGGUCAUGCUGUUGAUCCAAACACUCUUACAGCUUAUUGUCGUAGUCUUCUUGAUCAGCAUGUCUUUAAGUUCACUUGCCCCGCUAUUGUUGACUCGAAAACAAACAAGCAGUGUAAAAAGGAAUGGGAUUACACUGAUGUUCGUUUGGCUGCACUAUUGAAUGAUGCUGAGAUGCAGUAUUUUGAGAGUAAGAUGUCCGAAUAUGCUGCCUCACAAUAUUGUGACUUGAAAGAAUGUCCUGGUUGCCGGUCAUUUGUUGAACGUGUUGAUUUAGACAACCUUAAUGUUCAUUGCCCACUUUGUACCAAGAAAAAAGGUAAAGUUUAUGAAUUCUGCUGGCAUUGUUUAAAGGAAUGGACAGGGCCAAGGAAAUCAUCUGUGAAAUGUGGCGAUGAGUCUUGUAUUCAUCCUGAUCUCCCAUCAAUUAGAGAUGCUCCUGAUUUUGUCCUCAAUGGCAAAAACGUUCCUAAUCGUCGUGCAUGUCCAACUUGUGGAAAAGUUGUUGAACACAAUACCAGAGGUUGCAAGUUCAUUAUUUGUCCUCGCUGCAAGAAGGAAUUUUGCUUUAUGUGCCUUGAAUUAAAAGAAGUGUGCUUGAAAAGUGCUCCAAGCUCUUGGCAUACAAUAUGCAAAAAGGCUGUUGCACCUAAACAAACUAUUAUUCCUUGCUGGUCUCGUAACAAGUAAUCUAAGUGUUUAGGCCCUAACUUAGUCUUUAGAUAUAAAUAUUUUUGUAGUGAUAUAAUUAUUAAGAGGUUUAAUUUUUGUGAUGAUUUUAAUUUGAUUUAUCUUUAGAGA